Lasiosphaeria miniovina is the source of this 1740-nucleotide messenger RNA. RefSeq lists its product as uncharacterized. Lineage: Eukaryota; Fungi; Ascomycota; Sordariomycetes; Sordariales; Lasiosphaeriaceae. The record is from RefSeq and is a predicted model, not a curated record. The annotation marks the transcript as partial. Gene Ontology annotation, biological process: carbohydrate metabolic process. The transcript has a single exon.
UGCCUCAACUUCCUAGCGUUGCAAAACCAAAGACCUGAGCCGUAUUCCGAAGGAAAGCGCCAGUUCCCCUACGUCCGACCCCCGCCCGAGUGCCGCACCUUCAAGCUGCCGGCAAUGGAGGCCCUGAUAGAGCGCAUGAAGGGUGUCAUCAAGGACCCGGACCUGUUCCGGCUGUUUGAGAACAGCUACCCCAACACACUCGACACUAUGAUCAAGUGGCGCGGCUUCGCUAACGCGACCGACUCCUUCUCGGGCGAGUCGGCUGUGACGGACGAGGAGCUGACGUACGUCAUCACGGGCGACAUUGAUGCCAUGUGGCUGCGCGAUUCGGCCAGCCAGGUGUACUCGUACCUGCCGCUGCUCGAGCCGUCGUCGGAUCCCGACUCGCUCGCUAGUCUCUGGCGUGGCCUGAUCAACGCGCACGCCCGGUACAUCGUCAUAUCGCCGUACUGCCACUCUUUCCAACCGCCACCUGAGAGCGGUAUCCCGCCAACGACCAACGGCGCUUAUUCGGUGAACCACCCUAAUCCGCCAUACAACCCGCUCGAGGUCUUCGACUGCAAGUGGGAGCUCGACAGCCUGGCUUCGUUCUUGCAGAUCAGCGCUGCGUACCUGGCGCGGACGAACGACCUCAAAUUCUUUGCCAAGUACAGCUGGAUCAAGGCAGUUCGGGCGGCAGUCCAAGCGGCUGCCGACAUGCGGCUGGGGACAUACGACGCCGAGGGCCGGGUCAAGAGGUCGGCCUGGACCUUCACGGGCUAUACGGACCGCGGCUCCGAGACGCUGACCAACGACGGGCUAGGGAACCCGGUCAAGGAGAACGGCAUGGUGCGGUCGGGGUUUCGACCGAGCGACGACGCGUGCAUCUUCCAGCUCCUGACACCCAGCAACAUGAUGUUCGCGGCGUACCUGGAACAGGCGUCAGACAUUGCCGAGGGGCUCGAGGCGGACGGGAACGAGGAAGCGGUAAAUCUGACGGUGCUAAUGCGCGACCUUGCGUUUGGGAUCCGGAGCGGCAUCGCGAGGGACGCCGUGGUGCCGCACCGUGACUUUGGCGACAUGUUUGCGUACGAGGUAGACGGCUUUGGGAGCGCUAACCUGAUGGACGACGCUAACAUACCGUCACUGCUUGCCAUGCCGCUGUGGAACUUUGCUCAGACAGAUGCGAGGGCCCGCAACGCGACCAUUGUGAAGUCGAUCAGGGGACACAGCGUCGCCCGGCACUCCAACGAGACGCUCACGUCGGAGGCAGAGGAGCAAAAGUCCGAACAGAAGGCGGAAGAGAAGGCCGACGAGAAGGAGCAGCAGCUGAAGCUGCCGCAGAAUGACUAUUCGCGCGUCUACCAAAACACACGAGCGUUUGUGCUCAGCUCGGCCAACCCGUACUUUGCGAAGGGUCCGGCGCUGUCUGCUAUCGGCGGGCCCCACCUCGGCCCCGGAAAGGGUUGGCCGAUGGCGGCCAUCGUAGCGGGCCUGACAGCCUACGACGCGCUGUCGGGGCUGGGCAGCGAGCCGGACCGCGACAAGGUCGUUGCCGAGCAGCUGUUCAUGGUGCUGAACUCGACAGGGGGCACGGGCGUCAUUCACGAGACGGUGAAUGCGUGGCAAGAGAACGACUGGACGCGGGCAUGGUUUGGCUGGGCGAAUGGCCUGUUUGGCGAGCUCAUCCUGCGCAUCGCCGACGACGAGGAGAAGCGCAAAAUCCCGAGCGGCCAAGGCAUCCUCGGCCGCUCGUGGCAG